This is a messenger RNA of Spirodela intermedia, 13205 nucleotides long. NCBI's taxonomy places the organism in Eukaryota, Viridiplantae, Streptophyta, Magnoliopsida, Alismatales, Araceae. The record is from the annotation of a GenBank genome assembly.
AUGAAUGACCGUGCCCCUGAGAAGGCAGCCUCCCCGCUCCAGAAUCACAGGUACUACGACGAGGAGUCCGGCGGAGGCGGCCCCUGGGGGAAUGGCGGUGGUACUAUCGAGGAAGACGACUUCUCUCCCAGUGACACCUUCGAUAUCCCGCCGAAGAACGCCUCGAUAGAGCGUCUUAAGCGGUGGAGGGUACGCCAUUGCUCAAACUUCACUGUACAUACGUAAUGAAACGACGGAGGGGAUCGGGGAGGGAGAAAUCACCCGGAAUCACCUACAUUUUCUCUAAUCUAUCGAUCAGGUAUCGCAUUUUGUGUCUCGACACCCUGACAUCAUGCGAUGCCUCUGGGUAGCAUAUUUCACACUGCUUUGACGACUGAAGUCGCAAACCAAUCAUUGUCUGUGACAUCGAAACUCCUGCUCUCUUCAUUAAUCUGGAAGCAGCUGCAACCCGGAGUCUAGUAGCAUCACGAACCAUUUAUCAACAUAUUAUUAUUUUUGUAGAAUUUGCCAAAAAUAAAAACUGGCGCACAGGUUGGUUCUUCCAGAUUGCAAAAACUCAUGUCAGCAGCUAAAUUGCAAAAACAUCAGUGUAGUCCUUGUUACUUCAUUUUACUAUCUGACUCCGAAUUGAAUGCCACAAAGUCCUCAAGCACAGGAUACUCUACCUGCACACUCAGAUUGACCGCUUACUCAAAGAAAAUAAUUCCACAGCAGUCUACAAGCAUAAAGUGAGAAAACGAACAGAAAAUCAUGCAUAAGAAACUCAGACGGGUCAUCUGGAGUACAAUUUUAGUCAAAGUCACGGGAGAUAAGUCGAUUUUCUUAUUCAAUGAUCAAGGAAAAUUUCAGUUUACCAACAUCAGAAAAUAACAGGAGGCUGAGUGCAUAGAUUGGGAAAUUAAGACUAAAAAAAUCUCUACAAAUGAUGUUGUGCAAGCAGAUCACAUCUAGUGGGGUGCGACAGUAAUAAAAGGAAAACAGUUACAGUAACUGACAACAUUUAAAAUCAAAAGUGGGUCAGAAGAUGAAAACAGAUUAUUUACCUCUGCAUGUAAAUGGAUAGGAGCAUAACGAUCAAGUUGCUUUUGAAGCGCGAGUCUACGUUGUUGUUCCUCAUCCAAAUACCUUCAAUUAUUAUACGAUUAUGAAUAAGACGAGUGCAAAAAUGAGAACUUAUUAAUUAACGAGCCUAAUAUUUUUUUUACAGUAAAUUACUAUUUGCCAAAAAUAAAAACUGGCGCACAGGUUGGUUCUUCCAGACCUACCAUUAUCUGGCCAGAUGAUUAAGAGUAUUUUGGCGCAUUUUCCACCUAAAAGCUGCUUUCAACUUCUUCCAAUAUUGGUCGUCACCUUUCUGGGUCUAAAAACCAUGAUCUGGCUCCCUGCUAAGUAAUGUUCUUCAAAGAUGUUUAAAUUUAUUCGAGGAAGCUUUGGUUUUGAUGCUCGGUGACGGGGAUAUUCCAAUAUGGAUUUGUUUUUCUCGUGCAUGGCUCUACAUGACGAGGAUUUACCAAUAUGGAUAUGAAGAGAUUUAUUGUUCUAUGGAGGUAGAAUUGGCUGCUCUCCCCCUCUGACUUUCUGAUGGUGAUUAUACACCAGACUGUUUGAUAUCUUGUCAGCAUGGACUAAUAAUUACCAAAGAAUAGUCCCUACAUCUGCAAUUUUAUUCUGUUUCGAGACCCAUAUUCUUUACUCUUGAUUCCCCUUGAUUACAUGAAUUUGCGUUCUGUGGAUUUCUUCAGUUGGCCGAAGUUCUUCAGAUUUCAUUCAUCACCAUGGCUAGUUUUGCAGAUGACGUUUAGUUCUUAAAUUUGCUGCCGCAUGCAGCCACACUGACAGAACAUGCCCUUUUUUCUCGUUUAGAAAUAGAACAGUAAAAAAUCCGAACAGCUGUGGAUUAAUGCAUUCAUAUUUAUCUUCUUUUGCCUGUGACUCGACCACAAUCUCUUGUGAAAUCUCACCCACCGCGAUAUAUUUGUGUGACUGUUACGAGAUUGAAUACUCGAUGAUUAAUUAUUGAUUCCACGUAUCAUGUGCAUGGUCUGUUUCUUUGUCACCUUAUCUUGUUUUGGCUGAUUACAGCCGUCUAUAAUCACCUUAUUAUGCCUCUUUAGAGAAAGUGGAUGAAUCGGCACUCUCUGUUAGGGCCUUUGUUGGAGCAGUAACUGGGGAAGAAAGUGAUCAUGGAGGAGUUGGGUUGUGGGGAGCAUAAGAGGAGGGCUCAGGUGGUGCUGUGAUGGCAUAAGAGGUGGGAGAGUGUGUUGAGGGUUCUGUUCCUUCUCUGAGGACGUUGAUGUCAGAAAAUUGAUGAGGGAUGACUGAAAUGGCAUGACAUCAGUGUUGCUUUUUUAUUUUUUUAGGAUGACUGAUGGCAAUCUCUCCACGCAUCAUCCUCACCCUUUCUUUUAAACUGCCUUGCUCCUAUAUCACCCAUAUUCAAGGGUUUGCCACUCAUUAUUGCCAACAACUACACAAAGCGGUGGGUCAAUCUUUAACAUGGUGACUAGGGAACUAAUAUGAAGACAACAGUAAUUGCAUGCAACAGUAUGGGUGGGGAGUCUGUAUGGAGAUGGAUUUUUGAUCCAUUAUGUCUUUUUUUGGGCCCCAAAGGGGGGAUGAGGCAUACGUUUUUUUGUUAAAUUCUAAAAUUGUUGGGUGCCGAAUCCGUGGGUGAAAUAUUUUUAUUGUUCUUUCUUUAUGAUAUACAUUUUAUUCAAUUCCAGAAGAAAUAAUACCGAACUAAACGGUGGUUGUCUUCUUUUCGAUAGAGGCCUCAGGUUAUUUGAUAGUUUUUUGUUCUCAUUUUUAGAUGUAGCAUCCAUCUCGAGGGGCUUUUGGCUCUUGAAUCAUUGUAGCUUGCUGUAGAGAGAUUUUGGGGGACCUUCAUAAUUUACACCUAUCUUCUAUUCACUGCAGCAAGCAGCACUUGUGUUGAAUGCUUCCCGAAGAUUUAGGUAUACUCUUGACCUGAGAAAAGAUGAAGAAAAAGAGCAAAUAAGAAGGAAAAUCAGAGCUCAUUCUCAAGUCAUACGGGUAAAGACCGAAGCUGCCACUUCUCCUGAACAUUUUUGUUUUUAGGUUUACAACAUGUCUUUAAUAUAUUAUUAACCUUCCAGGCUGCAUUAUUAUUCAAGGAGGCUGGUGAAAGGGAUCUACCUGGUAUCACAUCCACUGGUAUUCAUGAUGCUAGCUUCUUUACUCAUCGUAGUUAUGUGACAUUCUUCCGGAUAUUCAUAGGUCCAUUCGGAGUAUCACCCAUAACAUCUUCUGCCGGUUAUGGGAUUGGAGCAGAGCACCUCACUUCAAUGACUAGGGACCAUGCUCUCUCCUCUUUACAAGGAUAUGGUGGGGUAAGCGUCCGUAACUUUGUGCCAUCGUGUAAAUUUUCGAUUAAUUUUUUAGUUCAUGAUUUUUUUUUUUGUGAAUCAGGUCAAUGGAUUGGCUGCUUUACUAGGGACGAACUUAGACAAGGGAGUUGCAGGAGAUGAUGCAGACCUGUCACGUCGUAGAACUGCAUUUGGGUCUAAUACAUACCCUCGAAAGAAAGGGAGGAGCUUUUGGGUAUCUUUUAAUACAUAUCCUCGAUAGAAAGGCAUAUUUAUGGUAACCCUAAACAUAAUUCGUUACAUGGAGUUCAUGGUUCACCUUGCAGGUUUUCCUGUGGGAAUCAUGGCAAGACUUAACACUCGUCAUCUUGAUGAUAGCUGCUGCAUUAUCCUUGAUACUGGGCAUAAAGACAGAGGUAUAUUUAUUUCUUUUCAAUUUAGGAUGCUGUUGUGGUUAUCCUGUGGUUACUUCUACUUCGUAGGUUCUUUUCCUCACGUUCUGCCUUUUAACUUACCCAUUCAAUACUUUUAGCUGAUUUAGUGCCCUCUGGUAUCUAUAUAUAUUAUCUAUCUUUCUGGUCUAGUUGACCUUAUCAGCCGAAGCUUUCUUCAGUGAGAGCUAUUUUGUGAUAUAACCAUUCUUGUUUUAGUUUCUUUUUUCUCCUUGUACAAAAUAUUACAGUAGGGAACUUAUCGCACCAAUUUUUUGCUUCUAAUAUAACGUAUCUAAGAUUUGUGUGAAUUCCUUUUUAUAACUUUUUUUUUUUCUCAGACUUUUAAGUUCAUUUAAGCUGGUUUGUCAUCCAAAGGAACUGAAGGUGCAGCUUCAGUAAUCUUUGUUCCCUAUUCCAUAAUCAAAACGUAUGAUAGAAAAAUUAAAUUGGGUUAUCCCCCAUAAGAUAUGGGUUCGCAUCAGUUAGUCGGCAGAAUUCGAAAAAAAUCAUAACACUGCCUUGAAUGUUAGUCGUGAUGCUCAUUUGUCUCUAUUAUUUCUAUCUUUAAUUGUUUCUUUGUGAUGGUUGUAAAUUAUUUCCAUUUUUUGUUUAGGGUAUAGAAGAAGGGUGGUAUGAUGGAGGGAGCAUUGCAUUUGCCGUUAUCAUCGUUAUCUUUGUCACAGGCAUGUUCUGCCAACAUAGGGAACUAAUUAUUGCCUUUAUCUCUCUCUAUAUUUGCUUUCGCUUUCUGUGGUUUCAGAUGUUAUGAUGUGCUUCUUUCAUAAAUUCUCUGUUAAAUACAUUAUGGUGUGACAUGAUGCCUUGAAUAUCUAUUUUUGCUUGUUGUUUGAAUCCUCGGCUUACUCCUGGUUGCUGCAAAUCUCUUUUCAGCUUUCAGUGAUUACAAACAGUCCCUUCAGUUUCAAAAUCUGCAUGAGGAGAAGCGCAACAUUCGGUUGGAGGUAAAUGAAAUUUAAUUACUUGUUAUUAACCUUUUCCACCUUCCCUUAUUAUUAAGAUUGAUUCACGUUAUGCGCAGGUAACUAGAGGUGGAAGAAGAAUUGAAGUUUCAAUAUUUGAUCUUGUUGUUGGUGAUGUUGUUCCUCUCAAAAUUGGUGAUCAGGUUUGCAGAGUACCUGAAUUCUUUGUCGCUCAGAACAUGUCUUCAGUUUUACACUUUUUUUGUUCAUAUCUUUCCAAAUUUCCUCAUUUAGGUCCCUGCUGAUGGGGUCUUGAUCUCUGGUCACUCUCUUUCAAUCGAUGAAUCUAGUAUGACUGGAGAGAGCAAGAUUGUAAGUAAUUUCUCUUUGCAAAUUUUGGAGUCAAACAAAGCAGCAAUAUUAAGUGUUUGCUUCUUGCAGGUCCAUAAAGAUCAGAAGGCACCAUUCCUGUUAUCUGGGUGCAAAGUUGGUGAUGGAUAUGGCACCAUGCUGGUAAGGUUAUUAACAUGAUAAAUGUAAGAAGUCUGAAAAGAUAAAUGGGGCCAUGAGCGAUGUAGCAUAGUCUUUUUUAAUAAAUAUGACACUUAAUGAACUUGAUUGAUACUAUCUUUGAGUUGUCGGAUGAUAUGCCUGUCAUCGCACACAGAACAUAUUCUAAGAAUCUGGUAACUGGGUUUGACGGGGGUGUUUUUUUUGGUCCCUUUAAAGUUUAAGUGGAAAACAGUUUUUGAUGCAUUGGGCUAGGCAUACUAAUUUCAAGAAAGCAUACUUUUCUAAUUGGUGCAUAGUAUUUUCCUUUCAUAGAUUGCAUAGUUUGUCUUCUUCUUGGUAUUGUUUCCUGGAGGAAAACCUAGUAGGAUUGCUGGUUGAUCUCAGUCAAACUGGCUGCCUGAGUUGGAGCGGCCAGACUAGUUUAGAAGGCCAUGUGGGCUUCUUUAUGUCAGUAGGGGAAGAAGAGAAAGAAAGAGAAAUAGAGGGGGAUAAUUUGAUGACAACGAAGUGCAUAAACAAGGAGACCGUGGAGAAAGGAGCUAAUUCUAAACAACAGAAGAAGAGAGAGAGGUUAUAGAAAAUAAUUAUAGUGUUGAUGAAGGAGAAUGAAGAAGAGUGAGCUUGCUGUUUAGCUAAUUCUAAUUUCUGUCCCUUCACUUUUGAAACUUGCAACUGUAAUCUUCACACUUAUCAGGGAUUUGAAAUUCGAUUGGAAGGAUUGAUUAUGUUGAUAUUAUUUUAUUUUAUCUUGUUUUGAUGACGGCAUAUAUAGUGAUCUUAGUUUUCUUUAACAUCGUUGCUCACACAUAUUUCGAAUUCCUAGCUUUAAAAUUCAGGGUGCACAGUCAGCAUAUAUUAUAAAUAAAUAGUUUAAACUUUCCACAAAACCUGAUAGUUGCCGUACAAGGAUCAAAGCAAGAACAUUGAUUGUAAUUUUUGUAUGAACUUGGGUAUUUUGAGAAUUAUUAGCGGGCAUUCCCGUGUGAUGGUGGACUAUUUGGACUGAUGCAAUUUUAAAUGGCCAUCCCUGGUGGCAUCUGUGGAAUUAGACAAACUUUAGUACAUUCCAUGAUGGACAACGUUAACAGAUUUUGAUGGAGAAUUUACCAUUUAGUAGAUACUGUUUCAUUUACUUUUGUCUUUCUCAGGCUUUUUUAUUUAUAGUCGUAAGCUGCUGAUAAUACUUAUUGCAGGUUACGGCCGUUGGAAUCAAUACUGAAUGGGGUUUAUUGAUGGCUAGUAUAUCAGAAGACUCAGGAGAAGAAACUCCUCUUCAGGUUUGCUUCUAAUAAAUACAUCAUAUUUUGUUAGAGUUCUCAUGGUUGCUGUCUUUUUAUGAAAUUCUUUUACCAUGUUGACUUUACAUAAAUCCUUUGCUCUUAAAAAAAAAAAGGUACGACUGAAUGGUGUUGCCACCUUUAUUGGUACUGUUGGCCUUUCGGUCGCUUGUGCAGUGCUUGUUGUGCUUAUUGUCAGGUAUGCCUUAGUGCACUACUACUAGUUUUUAACUGGAUUGGUUGCCAAAGUUUUCAAACUGGAUUUUUUUCCAGAUUUUUUACUGGACAUACUAAGAAUCCUGAUGGGAGCACACAGUUCAUUGCUGGAAAGACGAGCGCAAAAUCUGCAGUAAAUGGAGUUAUCAGAAUUUUGACCGUUGCUGUAUGUCAUCUUCGAAGUGUUUCUUUCAGUAAUAACUAGAAAGUGAUAUCUUUGGAGCUAAAGCAGUUGCGAAUCGUAUUGUUAGGUCACCAUUGUGGUAGUCGCUGUUCCUGAAGGUCUUCCCUUGGCUGUUACUCUGACGUGAGUUUUUUGUGAUAUUUUUAUUGCUAGAUCUGCGUUGUUUGCUUGGAUCUUGACUGCUAAGUAUCUGGUCUUUGUCAAUGCAGGCUUGCAUACUCUAUGCGCAAAAUGAUGGCAGACAAAGCCCUGGCAUGUGCUUGGUCUUUUUUAAUUUAAGUGAUUUAUUUUUUCUGUUAUCUAAUAUCUUUCGACUGCUAAUUCCAGGUAAGGAGGCUUUCUGCGUGUGAAACUAUGGGAUCUGCUACAACAAUCUGCAGUGAUAAAACGGGAACUCUGACAUUAAACCAGGUUCACUAUUUAUUUAUUUUUUUAUUAUGGUUUUUUAGUCCAUUAAUUUUUAAACAACAUGAUCUUGUCUCUUGUAUUCUUUCACUACAAAAUUCACCGUAGAAAACUUUGUUAGCUACAACAGUUUGACGAGUCCCGUUGUUUAUUCAUAGUAGUAAUUUGUACCUUUUUUUUCAGAUGACAGUUGUUGAGGCUUACGUUGGGGCUGGAAAAUUGGAUCCCCCAAAUGAUAUCAAACGACUCGCCUCUAAUGUGUCAUCUGUGCUAAUUGAGGGCAUUGCACAGAAUACAACAGGCAGUGUCUUCACACCUGAGGUAUUUAAACUGUUUGGCUACAGCUGUAAAUUUCCUGCACCAGGCAUCAAGGUCGAGAAGUUUAGCUCGAUUUGAACUCUGUUUGAAAGUUAUGUGAAACUUCCACAUAACAUCCUGGUCUUUCAUUUGCCUGCCGUCAAAUGUUACUUGCAUCAGGGAUAGUGAAAGAUGAAACUCUUACUGUGAUUUCAUGGAUGAUUGUGGCCUAGACAUUGUGUUAGAAAUGUGCGUAUGCAAUUGUGCUUAAUGAUUCGUUUCUUGUUUUAAAUGUUAACGUUUCAUGAUUAAUCUACGCUUUUUACCUGCGUCAUUUGUCAAUUAAUUAGUUUCUAUUUCCUUCAUUGUUUCAUAUCUGGAUCCUCCAGAUGUUUUCCAUGUUGUGUAAGAAAGCUUUCUGUUAGUUGAAUUCUGAUUGUGGUGGUGAAAUAUUUAUUUCUUGCUAAUUUUGAUUGUUUUUUUUGCUGUUUGGCAGAUAAUGUCACUAUUGUUAUGUAUUUUUCCAUCCCUCCACUCAUCUCCAACCCCCUUGCAUUUCACGGAGAUUUAUCUUCAUUUUCCUGAUCUAUAUGGGCCUUCCAUCCUCGUUUUAUCUUUGGGGAGCAUUUUUUUGGUUGUUCGAAGGGAAAGAAUGGAGGGAAUGAUAACAGGCCAUAAGGGUGCCAUGUCACACUUUAUUGGGUUUGUGCAGCCCUGUCACAGAAAAGUCAUAGUUAAUGCUGUUUGUGAGAUAAAAGCAAAUAGAGGAUAUGGAAAAUAAAUAUGCCCCCAUCAAUACGAAAGUAAAGAAGGUGGCUUACUCUAACAAAGAAAAUCGAUUGUAUGCUGUAUAUUUCAUAUUUUAUGCGGAAUAGUUUAAUAUUCUCUAUCAAAAGAUGAUUCUAGACUGAUAUCAGAUGUUAUGUAGGAAGAUAUUGGAAGUUAUAUUUUCUGGGGUGAUUAGUAUCUGUUGGCUGAAUUCAUUUGAUGGUGGGGAUGGUUGACAUGAAGGCUUUUAAUUUGAUAAUAUUCUUUACUUGAAUACGGCUGCUGUCUUACUUCAUUCAUGAAUAAUUCAUUUUUUAAUUCAAAAUAAUACAUUGGCCAUGAAAAUGGAAUGUUUCUGCUUGAGCAUAACUGUUUGAAGGUUACAAAUUGAACAGAAGGGUGACAUCGAGGUUACUGGCUCGCCUACAGAAAAGGCCAUCCUUGCAUGGGGAGUGGAGGUGCGUGCAUGCGUUUGCGGUGAUUUUUGGUUGUUACCUAUAGCUUCCAACUUUCCCAACUUGUGCUGAUUAUUGUAGAUGGGGAUGAAAUUUGAAGAAGUUAGAAGAAAUUCCACAAUUCUUCAAGUAUUCCCUUUCAACUCAGAAAAAAAGCGUGGUGGCUUAGCUUUGCUUCUGGUAAGUUAGCUAUUCAUCUCUUGUGGUUGUUAACCUGUUGCUUUCUCUUCUUUUGCUAUUAGAGUUAACUGGUCUUCCGUUUCAUUUUCUUUAUCGCCUUAGAUGUGCCAUGUUCAAUUCCUGGGCGUAUGUUUGGAGCGGUCUUGCUGGUCGGACUUGACCCCAAGUCAACUAUACAGCUAAAGAAUCUUGCCGUUGAAACAUGCAAUAUAAUUUUCUAACUUUUGAUUUCAGAGUGAAUGACCCAAUGAUAAAUUUUAUUAUGCGUUAACCAGCUUUACGUUUCUGUCCUGCACCAUUGUGUAUGAGGAUGCAAAUUAUAUUGGUGCUGAAAUUUGUUAUUUUCAUAUCGGCAGACUACAGGAACCUGCAUUAUUAGUGUACUUGUCGAAAUAUACGUUUGAAGUCUUAUUCACAAAAAUCACUUACUAUGAUUAGAUGUGCCAACAUUUUCUCUGAUCCACAGAUGCCAAUUAUGUCAGCAUCAAUAAUUUUUUAACACAACUACCGUACAUUGUAGAUGCGAGAUGUUGUCUUCUAGUUGCAGAAAAACUUAACCCCAUGUUUGAGACCAGCCAGUAGACUGCUUUCAAAAUUUUGAUUUGAUUUGAUCAAUUUAAAUCCAGCUUACGUUUGAAUAAGCUGUACCUCCUGUAGUUUUUACCUCUAAUUGUCUCCAUGUUCGUUUGAAUUUUCAUUUCCUUUCUUUUGCGCAUUCUGAUUCAGGGUAACCAUGAAGUUCAUGUACACUGGAAAGGAGCCGCUGAAAUAGUUCUAUCCUCAUGUACGAAGUGGCUUGACCAGAGUGGAGAAGUGAUGCCCAUGGACGAUGAUUUGGUUGAUACCCUCUUCACCAUCUUAUAAUAUUUAAUCAACUCCAUUACUUAAGAAACCUGCUCAACGUUAGUUUGAUCCUACCAAAGUCAGGAAAUAUUCUGAAAUUCUAUGUUUUCUGUCUGCAGCUGAAUCAAUUCAGGAAAUAUAUUGAAGAUAUGGCGGCAAAAAGCUUGCGGUGUGUGGCCUUUGCUUUUAGGCCAUAUGACUACAAGGAUAUUCCAAGUGAGGAAGAGAGAGAAACAUGGAUACUGCCCGAGGAUGACCUCAUUCUGACUGGUAUUGUGGGAUUAAAGGUAUUCAGUUGUAAUUUCCCUGCUGAUUGACUCAGAUUUGGAUAUGUUGCUGCUUGCCAUUAGAAAGGGAUGAAAAUUAUAGUCAAUAAUCCUCAGAAAGAGUGGAAUAAGGAUCAAGUAUUUUGGAUGCUUCAUUUUUGAAUAACAUAAGCUUUCAUGUUCUUUCCACAUGAGUCAGAACUUAAAUGUAAAUCGUGAUCAUAUUGCAUUCGCCAUUUAUCACUGAUCAAAAUGAUUCCGGGAUUUCAAAUAUAAAGGAGGCUAUGGUUAACAGUGAUUAAUCACUCAUGGUAUAACUAGUCCCUGGAAUUUCUGCAUAUUCGUUCCAUGUGUAGAAAAGUAACCAUUGACGAACUUAUUUUUAUCAAAUAUGCUAAUUUAUAGUGCUAAUCCUGCUUACAGUCAUAUUUUCAACAACAUGGAGUUCUUAGGACCUUGAUUCCUGCCUUGUAGGAUCCUUGCCGGCCUGGGGUCAGAGAUGCUGUACGGAGAUGCAUCCAUGCAGGUGUCAAGGUGGUGUUCAGUGGUGCCGUUCUUCUGUUGUUCAGAAAACACCUGAAUUUAUUUGAUCAUAUUAUUAUGUAUCUAGAUGAAAUUUAAGUAUUUAAUGGAGGGUGGGUCAUUAUUUUUGUUCUUAUCUCUGACCUUAUAAUGCCUAAUCUUUUUGUUUUCGAUGUUAAUCCUGAUUUUUCUGCAUGCAUUGCUUGUGGUUGUUCUAAACCGCAAUUUAUUAUUCAAAGUUAUACAUUAGUCUCAUGUAUAUAUCUCACUUGAUAGGUGCGCAUGGUCACUGGAGAUAACAUUCAAACUGCCAAAGCCGUAGCCUUGGAGUGUGGUAUACUAGAUUCAGAGGCCGCCACUGAGCCAACGGUUAUCGAGGGGAGAACUUUCCGCGCUUAUUCUGAGAAACAAAGAGAAAAAAUUGCCGGUGAAAUAUCGGUACGCUUCCAGCAGCAUUGAAAAAAAAAAGUGAUUUUUAUGAAAUCAUGUUUGAUCAUGUUGUGGGUUCACAUCGAGACUGGAAUCACUGUAAAUGGGAUACAAAUUCCUGUUCUCUGUGGGUAUGAAUGCAGGUUCUUUGGUCGUUUGAUUAAUGGGGAAUCUACAUCUGCAGGUGAUGGGGAGGUCUUCCCCCAACGACAAGCUCUUACUCGUGCAAGCUCUAAGAAAAAGAGGAGAGGUCGUUGCCGUCACAGGAGAUGGUACAAAUGAUGCCCCUGCAUUGCAUGAGGUCUGGCCUUCUGCGCUGCUCUUCUUCUCUUCCCGGCUGGAGGUCGGAACCGUCUUCAUGACUUGAGAGCCCUGUUAAUUUCUUCAUUCUCCUGCUGUAUAUUUCCUGUGCUAUAUAGGCCGAUGUAGGCCUUGCGAUGGGCAUUCAAGGAACGGAGGUUGCAAAGGAAAGCUCAGACAUCAUCAUUUUAGAUGACAAUUUUGCUUCUGUCGUGAAGGUUGGCCUCGCUGCUGUGAAUGGAUGUGGUAUCACUUCAGUGGGUCCCUUUAACUCUCAGUGAUGCUGAGGAUUCCCUUUUUUUUUUUUACAAAAAAUCACUGCAGGUUGUUCGCUGGGGCCGCUCUGUUUAUGCAAAUAUUCAGAAGUUCAUCCAGUUCCAACUCACCGUCAACGUUGCCGCUCUUGUGAUUAAUGUCGUCGCUGCAGUCUCAUCGGGCGAUGUUCCUCUUAAUGCCGUCCAGGUUGGUUAUUUCACUGCAUCUCUCUCUCUCUCUCUGGUCUCAUGCAUGCAAAAGGGUGCAGUUAGAAUCAUCGGACCAUCCAGCCCAGACCCAAUCAGCAACGUCUGGAGUUGGGCCCUUCGCCAUAAUCAAGGCUGUAUCUUUAGUUUUUCCUCCAUUCCUUCAUUUAGUCGUCUCAAUUGCUCUCUUCUUGAAUUGCUGAAACAGCUUCUGUGGGUCAACCUUAUCAUGGACACUCUUGGGGCUCUUGCGUUAGCCACUGAACCGCCAACAGAUCACCUCAUGGACAGGCCACCUGUUGGCCGGAGGUCAGUUGACCUUAACGAGCUGUUCGCAUUAUCCUGCCAAGGAUGUUGGACUUUUUCUUUUCUUUCUAUUUUUGGGUAUGGGGGGAGUGUUCUCCAUCUCAGCUUUGAUAAAGGGGGGUCUCUCUUGUGGACUAGUUCUUCCCUGUUUCUGCUCACUGGUAAUUUUUGCUACCAGGGAACCGCUAGUGACGAAGAUAAUGUGGAGAAAUCUGGUCGUUCAGGUUUGUGUUCUUUAUUUUACAAUGUAUUUUCUUCAUCUGAUCUCUCUUUCUCAGAGGUGACCGUCGUCUUCUUCGUUUUUUUUUUCUUUUUUUUUCAAUCGUUUUUCACAAUUCAUAGGCUCUGUAUCAAGUGACCGUCCUCCUCGUGCUCAACUUUUCCGGAAAGAGCAUUCUGCAUCUCGAGAGUGAAACUCACGAGUAUGCUAAUAACCUGAAGAACACAUUUAUAUUCAAUACUUUUGUCCUCUGCCAGGUAUUCUUUUUCACUGUUUACUCUCUCUCUCUCUCUCCGUUCGCUAUAAAUUUAUAUAUUUUUUUAUAUGUAAUAUAUAUCCUGAAGCGUUGAUGUUGUACAUUUUCUCAGAUAUUCAAUGAGUUCAACUCACGGAAGCCGGAUGAAGUCAACGUGUUCGUCGGUGUUACAAGCAACCGUCUUUUUAUAAUGAUCGUCGGGAUAACUGUUAUCAUGCAGGUUGACUGACCGACCAGCUGCUGGCAGCUCCCCCGUGCUAUUUGUUUGACCACCGGGCAUGGGAUCUGAUCUUGCGGUCGUCAUCUUAUGUCUGCAGAUUAUGAUCAUCGAGUUCCUUGGGAAGUUUGCAUCAACUGUGAGACUGAGCUGGAAGCUGUGGCUCGCCUCCGUGGCCAUCGCCUUUGUGAGGUUUGUUUGUCAGCGCCAGAUCUCAGUGGUCAACGCUAUCUGGUCGUUUUAUUGUCUUCAUCCGUCUUAUAAUCCUCCUCCUUGCGAAAAAUCUGAGCAGCUGGCCGCUAGCCGUUCUGGGGAAGCUCCUGCCCGUGCCUGAGCACCCAUUUGGAGACUAUUUUCGGAAAAAAUCCCGGCGGAAGGGAGAUCAAGGUGCGGCUAAAUUGAUUCCAUAA